This is a messenger RNA of Gastrolobium bilobum, 1667 nucleotides long. Its product is annotated as protein PIN-LIKES 3-like. Gene Ontology annotation, biological process: endoplasmic reticulum to cytosol auxin transport. The record is from RefSeq and is a predicted model, not a curated record. Gene Ontology annotation, cellular component: membrane. NCBI's taxonomy places the organism in Eukaryota, Viridiplantae, Streptophyta, Magnoliopsida, Fabales, Fabaceae. Bases 185 to 1435 code for a protein of 416 amino acids. The transcript has 11 exons.
GCAUGUGUCUAUGUCAUCUCGCUUCCAUUAUUGCCACUUCACAUUUUUUUUUCCUCGUCUUCUUCAUAUGAACACGGAUAGUGGGAAGUAGCUUGUUCAUAUUUAUGGCCAAUAUAUGUUUAUAUGUUUUGGUCGAAGAUCAUCACUGGAUUAAUUAGCAUAUAUUUUCCGAAGAUUUGUGAUAAUGGGGCUUCUGGAUCUUUUCUGGGUUGCCUCUUUCCCAGUUAUCAAAGUAUUACUAAUCACUGCAGUUGGCUUGUUACUUGCACUUGAUAACAUAAGUUUAUUGGGAAAAGAUGCAAGGAUACAAGUGAAUCAUCUUGUACAUUAUGUGUUUAAUCCUGCACUGGUGGGUGGCAAUUUGGCCGAAACGAUUACUUUUGAGAAUGUUGUUUUGUUGUGGUUCAUGCCAGUCAAUAUCCUUGGAACAUUUAUGAUAGGCUCAGCCUUAGGAUGGAUCCUUAUCAAACUCACAAAGCCUCCAAGACACUUAGAAGGUCUAAUAUUGGGUGUCUGUUCUGCAGGAAAUUUAGGAAACUUGCCUCUAAUCAUUAUCCCGGCUAUAUGUAAAGACAAAGGUAGUCCUUUUGGAGAUCCUGAUAUCUGCAAUCAAUAUGGAUUGGCUUAUGCUUCACUUUCUAUGGCAAUUGGAGCUAUUUAUAUAUGGACUUAUGUUUACAACAUAAUGCGGAUUUCCUCAAGUAAAGUCCACAAAGAAGGUAAUAAAAGUAGUGACUCCAUCAAAUUGGAGGGUUCAGGGGAGAUAUCAGAAUCACUCCCAGAGAAAGGCUCAGAACCCCUAAAUCAAGCAAAAGACAACGUGGAUGAUGCAUACACCCUACUGCUUUCUUCGAAUGAAUCUGAGGAGAAAGUGAAGGUAACAAUGUCAGAUAAAAUUAAGCACCAUUUGGGAAUGAUUUUUGGCAACUCCAAUUUCAGAGCCAUAUUUUCGCCAUCAACUCUUGGAGCGAUUGUUGGCUUUGUUAUUGGUGUAGUUCCCCAGGUACGUAAUUUCAUGAUUGGAAACAAUGCUCCACUUCAUGUGAUUGACGACUCUGUUAACAUGCUGGGUGAGGCAGCCAUUCCAACUAUAACCCUUAUAAUGGGUGCAAACCUCUUAAGAGGCUUGAAGGGAGCAAGUACUCCAGUUUGGACAAUUAUAGGAAUUAUAGGAGUUCGAUAUAUUUUGCUACCAAUUUUUGGUGUUCUAAUUAUUAAAGGGGCAACACACUUGGGUUUGGUGCAAUUAGAUCCCUUAUAUCAGUUUAUGCUUCUUCUUCAAUAUGCACUUCCACCAGCUAUGAAUAUAGGAACCAUAACCCAAUUGUUCGGAGUUGGGGAAAGUGAAUGUUCUGUUAUCAUGCUAUGGACAUAUGCUUUGGCUUCAGUUGCAGUUACUCUUUGGUCAACCUACUUCUUGUGGCUUGUGUCUUGAUUUUCUUCAUUCAUUUCUAUGAUGAUUAUUUCUUUUUUUAUUAAUAUUUUAUUUUAUUUUACCUCAAGUUCUCUCAUUUCAGCCAGGGGUGGAAUUACCUAUAGUAUAUACGUAUGUAAUGUAACUUAAACAAGCUUCCUCAGAUAGAUCAAAAUCUGUAACUUUUUAAACUGUUUUACAGAAUAUUUGUUAAGUGUGUAUGUAUCAGACCAUGUUUCAUUUUAUCAUUGGA